Musca vetustissima is the source of this 370-nucleotide messenger RNA. RefSeq lists its product as uncharacterized. NCBI's taxonomy places the organism in Eukaryota, Metazoa, Arthropoda, Insecta, Diptera, Muscidae. The transcript is spliced from 3 exons. Gene Ontology annotation, biological process: cellular response to oxidative stress. Gene Ontology annotation, molecular function: glutathione disulfide oxidoreductase activity. Gene Ontology annotation, cellular component: cytoplasm. The record is from RefSeq and is a predicted model, not a curated record. Bases 2 to 349 code for a protein of 115 amino acids.
AAUGGGUUCAGUUGUCUCUCAGCUAUCUAAACCAAGAGUCGUCAAUAUGUCCUCACCUCAGGCCGUGUUUGUGCAAAAUGUUCUCAAGGAACACAAAGUGGUUAUCUUUUCCAAAUCGUAUUGUCCCUAUUGUACCAUGGCAAAGGAGCAAUUUAAAAAACUAAAUGUACCUUACCACGUUAUUGAAUUGGAACAACGUCAAGACGGCGAUGAAAUACAAAAUGUUUUGGGUCAAAUGACUGGUGGCCGAACUGUACCUCGCUGCUUUAUCGAUGGCAAAUUCAUUGGUGGUGGCACCGAUGUCAAGAAAAUGUACGAAACUGGAGCUUUGCAAAAAUAUUUCAGCUGAAUUACCGCCGUUUCGAGUCAU